Gryllus bimaculatus (two-spotted cricket) is the source of this 422-nucleotide messenger RNA. NCBI's taxonomy places the organism in Eukaryota, Metazoa, Arthropoda, Insecta, Orthoptera, Gryllidae. The record is from the annotation of a GenBank genome assembly.
CCAUCUUCACUACUGGACAAGGUGCAUCCGCUGUAGGUUUAACUGCAUAUGUGCGUCGUAGUCCUACUACUCGAGAAUGGGUUUUGGAAGCUGGUGCACUUGUGUUGGCUGACAGAGGAGUUUGUUUAAUUGAUGAAUUUGAUAAGAUGAAUGACCAGGAUCGUACUUCAAUUCAUGAGGCCAUGGAGCAGCAAUCUAUAUCCAUCUCAAAAGCAGGCAUUGUUACUUCUCUUCAAGCCCGUUGUUCUGUCAUUGCUGCUGCCAAUCCAAUUGGAGGCCGUUAUGAUGCUAGCAUGACAUUUUCUGAGAAUGUAAGUAUAUCUUAGUAUUUGCUCAUUUUUGAAAUAUCCCAGAAAAAUGUGAACUCUAGUAAUUGUCUCAGUCAAUUCAUUUAAUGGUGAGGAUGCAGUGUAUCUUUGUAU